Molecule: messenger RNA, 680 nt
Organism: Amphimedon queenslandica
Lineage: Eukaryota; Metazoa; Porifera; Demospongiae; Haplosclerida; Niphatidae
Exons: 3
Coding region: 48-524 (158 amino acids)
Source: RefSeq, a predicted model, not a curated record
UUUAUUAAAAUUUUAUUAUUAAAAUUAAUAAUUUAUUUUAAUUGAAAAUGCCACCCAAGAGGAAAAAAAGAAAGGUGAUAACAUACGAAUCCUGGUCAAAGAGGAGGAAAGUAAAGAGAUCCAGUGCAGGGGCUUCUUCAGGAAAAGAGAUUUCAAAUUCAAUUCAAGAGAGGAGACCCAUAGCUAUAAAUGAACAAUCAUCAGCACCUGGGGCCCAGCCCACCAAGUCUUCAAAAAAUGAUACCCCUGGGUCAGAAAAGGAAAAUGUCUAUGAUACUGAUGAGUCGUUUGAUGAAGAAGUUUGGGCAGAACCAGUUAUUUUGCCGGAGCCUGUUUCAAUCAAAUCGUGGAAGCCGAUUUCGUCAUCGACAAUCUUUACUUUUAGAGAAAUAAUGGAAUCAAAUGUCAAGGAAAGUCUAAGGGGUCUUAGUGGUAACAAGAGAAAGACGGCAGAGAAAGAAUUAAGAGAAAUAAUAACAAAAGUAUGCGAUAAAUUAAAAGAUGAGAAAGUUCCUAUAUUUUAAAUCCCAAGAAGAUUAUAUAAUACUGGAGCAGGUGGAACAAUGAUUCAUUUGCAUUAAUUAUUGCUGCACUUCAUUCUGACUAAAGAGUAGAUAUUAAUUCUGUCCUGUUAUUAUAAUAAUUUUUUUAAAGUUGUAUGUAUGUGAAUUAAAAAUUAA